Molecule: messenger RNA, 393 nt
Organism: Ceutorhynchus assimilis (cabbage seed weevil)
Lineage: Eukaryota; Metazoa; Arthropoda; Insecta; Coleoptera; Curculionidae
Source: the annotation of a GenBank genome assembly
AUGCCAAGAAGACGUACAAAUGUGAUAAGUGAAGAACCAUCAUUACAGCUUACUGCCGCCUCAUCCACUCUACAUACAACUGCGCAUUCAGUACAUACAGUUUUCUCCAUUGAAAAUUUUGAUUCAUCAAAGAAAUUUGAUCGGUGGUUAAUGAGGUUAGAAAGUGCAUUUAUGAUUUUUGAAGUUCCUGAUAUUAAAAAAUGCGCUUAUUUACUACAUUACAUGGGACCAGAUGCCUACGAUAUGCUGUGCGAUAAAAUUUCUCCAAAAAAACCUGAUUUGUUAACAUAUGAAGAAACAGUGGAAAUAAUGCAAUUACACUACAAUCCUGAACCAUUAGAGAUUGCCGAAAUCUUCAGAUUUUUACAAUCUCUAAUGGUUCAGGAUAACUAA